CUAGUCAGUGUAUUAUCUGAGUGGCCAUAACCCAAUCAAUCUCACCGGGUCUUGCUGAUUGUCGGGCCGCCGGCCGUCGUUAUUAUACAGUACUCCUGAGCAAAAAAAAAAAAUCUGCAAUGGCGGCCGCUAGAGCGAUGGUAUCGGCGAGCAACACUAUCACGACCUCCAUACUUUCCAGAGGCCCUUUCAGAAGUCAUACCGCUCUAAAUAUCUGCCUCAAGCGCGCGCCGUCGCUGAAGAGGCGGCUCUUCACUUGCAGCGCCAUCUACCGGCCCCAAGUUCAGAUCAAGGAAGAAGGCAAGCCUGAGACCCUCGAUUAUCGCGUCUUCUUUGUUGACAGUUCCGGCAAAAAGGUGUCUCCAUGGCAUGAUAUACCUCUUCACUUGGGUGAUGGUGUCUUCAAUUUCAUUGUUGAAAUCCCAAAAGAAUCGAGUGCAAAAAUGGAGGUUGCUACUGAUGAGCAGCACACUCCCAUCAAACAAGAUACCAGAAAAGGGAAACUUAGAUACUACCCGUACAAUAUUCAUUGGAAUUAUGGAUUGCUUCCUCAAACGUGGGAAGACCCUUCAUUUGCAAACUCUGAAGUUGAGGGAGCCCUUGGAGACAAUGACCCUGUUGAUGUUGUUGAGAUUGGUGAAAGACGUGGCAAAAUUGGCGAGGUGCUAAAAGUUAAACCUGUAGCUGCUUUAGCAAUGAUUGAUGAGGGAGAACUUGAUUGGAAGAUUGUGGCAAUUUCACUAGAUGACCCAAGAGCAUCACUUGUUAAUGAUGUUGAGGAUGUUGAGAAACAUUUUCCGGGCACACUUACGGCAAUCAGGGACUGGUUUAGAGAUUACAAGAUCCCUGAUGGAAAACCUGCUAACAAGUUUGGUCUUGGAAAUAAGCCAGCAAACAAGGACUACGCCCUGAAGGUCAUCACAGAAACCAACGAGUCUUGGGCUAAGCUUGUCAAAAGAUCGAUUCCAUCUUGUGAUCUUUCACUUGUUUAAUUUGCAGGUUUUAGAGUAUAAGAUGUGUAGCUUGUUGACAUUAAUAAAAGCUUGAGUCUUUCAAUCAAGACCUGAUUUUUUUUAUUAUUCUUGCAAUGAAAUUUCUUUUCUUGGUGCAAAUCCGGCAUUCUGUGUUAGCUGCGGAAAACGAACAGAUCGGCUGCAUUUAUUUACGUAAUACGGAGUAGCAGUUUAUCAUUUUUAGGCGUUGGAAUCCGAAAUGAAACGUUGUUUUUAUCCAAGAUUGAAUAGAUAUGAAGAUAAUGUAAAUUGAACCAAUGUGAUCCACGUGAUUGAGCAUCCCAAAUAACACCAUCUUAUAAAAAUAAUAUGUAAUUCCGUUU
Cuscuta campestris is the source of this 1336-nucleotide messenger RNA. The record is from the annotation of a GenBank genome assembly. NCBI's taxonomy places the organism in Eukaryota, Viridiplantae, Streptophyta, Magnoliopsida, Solanales, Convolvulaceae.